This is a messenger RNA of Pyricularia pennisetigena, 1188 nucleotides long. RefSeq lists its product as uncharacterized. Lineage: Eukaryota; Fungi; Ascomycota; Sordariomycetes; Magnaporthales; Pyriculariaceae. The transcript is spliced from 2 exons. Bases 1 to 1188 code for a protein of 395 amino acids. The record is from RefSeq and is a predicted model, not a curated record.
AUGGCCAGCCCAAAGAUGCAACAUCGUCAACUUCGAAGGAGGGUGCCGGUCAUCAUCCGACGAGGAGAGGAGCCGAGGGACCUGGCUCAUCUUUUGGCCGACCUGGAGCGUAGGCAGGCGCCGGAGCCUGAGUCCGGUGACGAAGCUGCAUCCCAGCCCGGUGGUCCAGAGCCCGAGUCUGGCGACGAGGGUGCAUCCCAGCCAGGUGAUGCGAAGCCCGAGUCUGGUGACGAGGGUGCGUCCCAGCCCGGUGACGAAGCUGCGUCUGAGCCUGGUAGUCCCGAGUCCGAGUCCGAGUCUUCGGAUUCUAGCGGAGACGGUUCCUCCUCCGGGUCUUCGUCUUCCGCCUCGUCAAAAUCAGAGGCCAAAUCGGAGGCACCAAAGUCCCCAACGCCGCCAGCAACGGGGCCUCCUGGCCAGCCAUCGGCAACUCUCCCUGCUUCUCCGGGAAAUAUGUUUCUUAAUGGCACGAUACCGCCGAACCGAGGUGCCAUAAUCGUUCCGGUUCCCGGGAUGAACCCCACGACGCUGUUGACCUCGACGACACGGGCAACGACCCCGACAAACCCGGCGACGCCUAUCCCGACGUCGGCGCCGCCCUUGCAAACGACCCCGUCUUCGACACCCAGUUCGGCGACGUCUCCAGCAACCCCUCUUUCGUCGCUGCUUAUACCGUCUCCUAGCCCGCCAGCCCUCAGCCUACCAUUGCCGGUACCUAUGUCUUCUGAUCUUCUCUCGAGCGGUCUUGUUUCAACCAGCACCGACGCGCCGCCGACCGCGACCCCUGAGCCCUCCCCGCCCGGCGAAUCGGUCAACGCGGGUGGUACAGUUACUGCCUCCACUGGAGGAGGAGACGCGCCUGGAAUUCUUGCGGGGUCCAUCGCCGGUGUGGCGGCCGUCACUGGCUUAUCAAUCUACCUAUAUCGGCGUUACACGCGCUCAGGCGAGGUCAAGGUUGCUCUUGACGACAGGUCCAGCGGCCCCGGGCCCACGGAGAGCUCCUCCGGCCCUGACAACGCCAACAAUGCUGCGGCGCCGAACUUUGCUCCGCCCAGUUUUGCCCCGCACAACUUUGCCGAAAACGCCAGCCUCGGCGUCCCGAGCCAUAGCCCGCAGUUGGACAGGAUGACGGCCCUGGACGAGAGGCAGUAUGCAGCAUACAGAAAUCUCAUGGGGGCUGACAGGUAG